This is a messenger RNA of Helianthus annuus (common sunflower), 788 nucleotides long. RefSeq lists its product as uncharacterized. The transcript is spliced from 3 exons. The coding region runs from base 113 to 595 and encodes 160 amino acids. The record is from RefSeq and is a predicted model, not a curated record. Lineage: Eukaryota; Viridiplantae; Streptophyta; Magnoliopsida; Asterales; Asteraceae.
UUUCCCUUGUACAUGAACCCCAGACACCCUUGUUUUGAUCUCUCUCUAAGCAUACAACACUUGCAAAACACACAACAAACCCUACCAUUUUCUUGAUAAAAUCUUUGUCACAAUGGUUAACAAAGGCGUCGGCUUAUUUGUCUGUGUUAUUGUUAUUGUGUUAGAUAUAAUUGCAGGUAUUCUUGGUGUGAAAGCGGAAGCAGCACAAAAUCAGGAGAAGCACUUGAGGUUGUGGUUGUUUGAGUGCAAAGAACCAAGCCAAGAAGCAUUUAGGCUAGGUUGUGGUGCAAUUUUGUUGUUGAUUGUAGCUCAUGUGUUGGCUAACUUGCUAAAUGGUUGCACCCCUUGUAGUCAGGAUGAGACCCAUAAAGCUUCUCUGGGGAGACAGUUGUCAUUGCUAUCCCUCUUCUUUACAUGGGUAAUUGCAGCCGUUGGAUUGGGGCUGCUGGUGAUCGGGAUGAAAGCAAAUCACAAAUCGAAUGCUUCUUGUGGACUCUCGCAUCACCGUUUCCUUUCUAUGGGAGGGAUAUUGUGUUUCGUUCAUUUACUCUUUUCUACCUUUUAUUACGUUACUGCCACUGCUUCAGCCCACUGAAAAGUCAAAAAGAUGAAAUGUUUUAUUGACUUUACAUUGCCAAAUGCCAAUCAAUGUGUUCUGCUUUUACACAUCCCCUAUCCUGCUUUCGUGGACCUUUUUGUCAUUCUGCCAAUUCCCUAAUUUACCCCUGUUGUUUAGAUGUAUUUCAACUUUUAGUUUUUCAAGGAGUAACUACACUUUCACUCGUUAA